GGGCAGGCGGGCGGUGGUUGUCCGAUCAAAGCGUCUAGCCCUGUGCUUGGGAUCCCAGGGAAGCGGGAUCACUCUUCCUAAUCUCCACUGGCGGGAGCUGAGCCGAGAAGCUGGGCAGGGAAAGGGAGCCGCGUCGCCUCGCUGGCACCUUCCAGGCUGCCUUCUGAGGCCUUGAGCCGGACCCCAUCUGGCGCUCCCCCGCCCCAACCCUAGCGCCUGAUAGCCGCCCUCAGUCCAGCCCAGAGGGUCCAGGCCCCAUCUGUUCCCUUCUCCACUGCGGCCUCGGGCUCCUCGAGGAUCAGCCCACCCCACUCCCCUUCCCUGGCAGGCCCACCAACGCCUCUAGCUGCCGCUCGUCCCCGGUCUGGCCCGUGGAGGUAGUUGGUUACCAUGGUGAAGCUGGCAGCCAAAUGCAUCUUGGCAGGAGACCCAGCAGUGGGCAAGACCGCCCUGGCACAGAUCUUCCGCAGCGACGGAGCCCACUUCCAGAAGAACUACACUCUGACAGCAGGGGUGGAUUUGGUGGUGAAGACGGUGCCAGUCCCUGACACGGGGGACAGUGUGGAACUCUUCAUUUUUGACUCUGCCGGCAAGGAGCUGUUUUCCGAAAUGCUGGAUAAAUUGUGGGAGAGUCCCAACGUCUUGUGUCUCGUCUACGACGUGACCAACGAGCAGUCCUUCAGCAACUGCAGCAAGUGGCUGGAGAAGGCUCGGUCGCAGACUCCAGGCACCUCCCUCCCAGGUGUGUUAGUGGGGAACAAGACCGACCUGACCGGCAGACGCGUGGUGGAGACGGCUCAGGCCCAGGCGUGGGCGCUGGGCCAAGGCCUGGAAUGUUUUGAAACAUCUGUGUCACAGCAUCACUCCUGUAUCUCAGGAAAGCGGAUCAGCCAGCCGGCCCCAGGGAAAGCUGUAUCUCGGUUGGUGAGAAAUACAGUGUAUUGUGUUCAGUGACAGUGACUCUUGAGAUUCGCAUAAGAUGUUCUGGGUUAGGUGUUGUUGAAACAUUACUUCCUAGACCCUCACGAUCAGUUUCAUGAACCAGGAGCCGGCCCCACAGGGCCACUUCCAUGUGGAGAUGAAGUGACUUGCCCGAGGUUACAUGGCUGGUAGAGGGUUGAGCCAGGACUAGGAUUCAUAGGACUAGGAUUCCUAUCAGUGCUCCCUGUCCUCCCCCACCUCGCUGCAGCUGCGGGCCGACUCCAGGCCACCGAUCGUCCUCCCGUAGAGUCAGCGGGAGCCCUCAUAAAGGGGGACAGCGUGCUUUGUUACCAGCAUCCUCAGUGCACACACGUCAUGAUUUUGGCUGUCCAGUGCCAGUGACCCCCCUUCCCACGUUAGGAGAGGUCCCAGCCUUCCUGCAGCCAAGGUGCCAACGUGUGACCCAGGCUGCACCAGACACACUCACACUCGUGUGAUACUUCAGUGCAGAGGGGAGUGAAGACCCCCGGAGGGGCAGCUCAGAGACCUCCGUUUCAGAGGCGGCCGGGGCCAGGGGCCAGUAUUGUGGGGGAGACACAGCAGGUCCGGCACAGCCCAAAACAUCCAUGCUGUAACCUGGACCUCACUCUUGGCCUUAUGGCCUCCAGGCCUGAUUCUCUGACCUUCCAAAAGAGUCAGUGGGCUGAUGAAUAAAGAGCCUGGAGGUCAUUCUACUCCAGGUUUACUUAAGCUACAGGCACUUCUGUGGAUGCAUCUGUGAACACUGACUGACAGGUGCUGCUCUUCAGCCGCUGUGCGGAUGUGAACCUUGGACAUCUCCCCAGUGAGCAUGCUUCUUCAGGAGAUUGUGCGUGUAGAGAAGAGGCGGGUGCUCGGUCCUCCUGCGUGAUGGCAGAGCUGCCUGUGGGACCCCCAGCAUGUUACCGAACCUGUUGCUGCCUCAGGCCCCUCGCCUGUAAAGUGGGGAUAAUAAAACAUAUCCCCAUUAAGUAAUAGAUACGAGAAUUAAGUCAGAUGAUAAAUACAAAAACACUUAUCUCAAAGUCUGGGGCAUAGUACACAAUAAAUGUUAGCUCUUUUUCAGUUUAAA
This is a messenger RNA of Pteropus alecto (black flying fox), 2032 nucleotides long. It is a transcript of the gene IFT27, whose product is annotated as intraflagellar transport 27. The record is from RefSeq and is a predicted model, not a curated record. Gene Ontology annotation, molecular function: GTP binding; GTPase activity. NCBI's taxonomy places the organism in Eukaryota, Metazoa, Chordata, Mammalia, Chiroptera, Pteropodidae. Gene Ontology annotation, cellular component: Golgi apparatus. Gene Ontology annotation, biological process: intraciliary transport. The transcript has 7 exons. The coding region runs from base 391 to 954 and encodes 187 amino acids.